AAAAGUUUAACCUAGACAUACGGCAAGCAUGUCGAGGCGUUCAGCCACCAUUUCAUCCUACAGGAAGCGGUUCGCCGAUGACAAGAACGUGAUCAGGUCUACAGCCCAUUCGCCCCGUCGGUUCUCCAGCCCGAUGCGCUCCCACGUGUUUUUUGGCGUGUCCUCGGGUCCAACGAUCAAAAGCUCCAGGGCGAUGCCGCGCCUGGCCUGCGAGGACCGGAAUUUCUCUCUUUCCGACGCUAUAAACACGGAGUUAGAGACGAAUAGCGGCGAAAAGGCCCAGAUGCAGUCUCUGAACGACCGUUUCGCCAGCUACAUGGAAAAUGUGAGUUCCCUAGAGCAGCAGAACGAGAUCCUGAGCGCAGAGCUCGAACAGCUGCGGGGUAACCGGACGUCCCGCAUCGGAGACCUCUACCAGGAGGAGAUGCGUCAGCUGCGGAAAAAUCUGAAUCGACUAAGCGCUGAUAAGGCACGAGUGGAAGUGAACCGCGACAAUCUGAUAGAGGAUAAUAACAGAAUCAAAGAGAAGCUGCAAGAAGAGGUUCUCCAGAGAGAAGUGGUUGAGAACAGUCUGCAGAGCUUCCGACAGGAUGUGGACAAUGCCACUCUGGCCCGUUUGGACCUCGAAAGGAAGGUGCAGUCCCUUCAGGAGGAGAUCGUCUUCCUAAAGAAGCUCCAUGAUGAGGAGAUGGCAGAACUGCUGGCUCAGUUCCAGCAGGUGCAGAUGGACAUGGAUGUGGCCAAGCCUGAUCUGACCGCUGCCCUGCGGGACGUUCGGCUGCGGUACGAAGAUCUGGCCACCAAGAACCUCCAGGAGUCAGAGGAAUGGAACAAGUCCAAGAUUGCCGAUCUGACCGAGGCUGCCAACAAGAAUAAUGAAGUGUUGCAGGCGGCCAAGCAAGAGGCCGAGGACUGCCGCCAGCAGGUGCAGGCUCUUACCUGCGACGUGGACGCCCUCAAGGGGACGAACGAGUCCCUAGAGCAGCAGAUGAGAGAGAUGGAGGAGAACUUUGCCAUGGAGUCUUCUGGUUACCAGGACACUAUCAGCCGCCUGGAGGAAGACAUCCACAACACGAAGGAUGAGAUGGCUCGCCAUCUGCACGAGCACCAGGACCUGCUGAACAUCAAGUUGGCCCUGGACAUUGAAAUCGCCACCUACAGGAAGCUGUUGGAAGGGGAGGAGAGCCGAAACUCGACGCCACUGACAAACUUCUCAGCCCUUAACCUGAGAGAAAACACGCUGGAAUCUAGACCCAUGGUCAAAAACACAGAAACCAAGGAGGUGCUCAUCAAGACCAAAGAUUGCCAGGAAAUUAAUCACUCUAUCCAAAACAACAAAGAUCUGGAGUGAUCAUUGUCUCCGGUGCUGUUCUUCACACCGCGGUCAGGCCAGAUCACAUGAUACCCACCACCCUAACCACUCCGACCCCUCGAGAAACAUCAUUUACCAGCUUCCAGAGCCUUUUCCACUGAGAGAUGACUGAGUCCUUCCUUAGACACCUGCUUCAUCAUUACCAUAACUACCAUAACUGAAGACCUGCUUCUUUCACAUUGUGGGAACCCACGGAAUGACUACUUGCACUAGUGAAGAAUGUUGAGGAGUGAAGGACUGAUGUAUGCUUUCCCUGUGACCAUUCAUGAACGAGAGAGAGAGAGAGAGAGAGAGAGAGAGAGAGAGAGAGCGAGAGAGAGAAAUGUGAAUGUUGUCUUACCACAUUUAACACUGGACUGUUUGUUCAUUUUUCCUUAGAAAUCUAGUGAGGUAAAAACAUAUAAGUUACUAUUUUGGCUUUGU
Molecule: messenger RNA, 1795 nt
Organism: Electrophorus electricus (electric eel)
Lineage: Eukaryota; Metazoa; Chordata; Actinopteri; Gymnotiformes; Gymnotidae
Gene: viml
Product: vimentin like
Biological process (GO): intermediate filament organization
Cellular component (GO): plasma membrane; axon; intermediate filament
Molecular function (GO): structural constituent of cytoskeleton
Source: RefSeq, a predicted model, not a curated record